This is a messenger RNA of Diabrotica balteata, 7079 nucleotides long. The record is from the annotation of a GenBank genome assembly. Lineage: Eukaryota; Metazoa; Arthropoda; Insecta; Coleoptera; Chrysomelidae.
GAGAGAUUGACAAUUGUUAAAUAAAUAAUGGUAGUAUGCUUCAUAUCAACCAACUGUGAUAACCUGGGAAGUAAUCGUUGUUAUGGAUCUAUUUUGGAGAAAGUAUUGUAGAUUAGUGUAAGGUAUAGAGCAAAUGUAGCAAAAAUGAACAUUACGCAGUUAUUAAUUUUAAAAUGAUAGAAGAAACCCAAAUGGGAUCACAAACGUUGGAAAUUCUUAGACAAGGAGUAUGGGCCUCGCUUACUGGUGGAUGGUUUUAUGACCCUCACCAGGAUGUCUUCUGUAACACUUUUCAUUUGUAUGUUUGGUUAUAUCUCUUAUGUGUCCCGUUUUGUAUCUAUGUGUAUUUUCCACCAUCAUGGACUGUUUGGUAUUUUUAUUGCGGAUCUGUAACAGUGGGUCUAACAAUAUUGAAAUUAGUUAACUAUGGCCUGCAUCACAUGUAUGAUACCAAAGAAUGUAUACAGGAAGAAGUUGAAGAUGUACCCCAAGACUUAAAAAAGGAGGAGGAAGGUAUAGAAUUGCAGAUAAUACCAAGCAAAUCAUCCGGCCAGACUAAUAGAGCAGGAACAAAACUAGCUCACCUGCAUGAUAUAGAAUUUGGUCCAUUGCACAGUACUGAUGCUGAAAGCCUAGAGUCUGAUUUCCAUCAAUUAGAAUAUACCGAAGGAGCCUGUAAACCUACUAGUACCAUAGAUUUAAAAGCUGAAGUACAUAGAAAAAACUCAUCAGAAAGCAGUGAUGAUAUACCUAGCGUCCCCACUGAUUUGAUCCCCAUCAACUCAGAACAACCAGAAAAGCGUAAAGUCAGAUAUUCAGACCGGCGUCCAAAACACCAGCGCUCCAAAACAGACAGUUACGUCACUUUCGUGAAAGAAGACAAAAAACUAGACUCUGAAACUGACGGACAAGGACACGGGAUGCUUUUAAGGCAGCGGACCUCACUGCAGAGUGUGGAAUCCGAACACGGAUCUACAAAUUUUGGCCAGAUAGAAAGUUCAGGAAGGAGGCAUUCCAAUUUCACGAGUUUAAGUUUCUUGCCGUCCACAGUUCAAGUUGAUAUUAAACCUACAGGUUCCCUUGAAUUAGGUUAUAUAGACAAAAAUCCCAACCAACCACUUACCUCGGAAGGGUUUUAUUUCAAGCCUACUGUAAUGGGAGUGAGAAGAAUUCGUUCUACAGUUCUGGAAUCGUGUUGUCCACCCCCACCUCUAGAUGUACAUCCCAACAGUUUAGAAAUACUCAGCGGCAAAAGUUUGACGAAAAAUCCUCUUCCUCCACCCAGUUCUAGUCUCACUCGGAACCAACACCUAAACCUGUGUCCGUAUUAUGGUUCCGAGAUAGUUUACCCCAUAGCAGAACAGUCAGAUGAACAUCAAACUUCCCACGGCCCAGACACUGACGUAGAGAGCAUGGAACGACGUUCUGAUUCAGAUUGCGAGGAAAUCGACCAAGGUAGCCAUAGCCCCCUCAUGUACAUUAAACCCAAAAAACCGAAAAGUGUGCCUUACUCCCUCAACGACGAGAAGUACCACCAAACUGCGAAGCUAUCUUCCACGAAAUCCGUCAUAGCGCCCGUUCAGUAUCAGCACAGCUCCAAAACUAAUACCAACUCCAAAGAUCGACUUCUGGAAAAUAACGACAACUCCAAUUCCAGUACUACACCCGACAUGCAAGAUGCCAGGACUGAUUUCUAUAAUACUGAUAACGACGUCAGCGAUAAAAAUUUGUCUUUCAGCAACUCUAGUAUGGAACUGGACGAUAAUAGAGCUGCCUGUAUAUAUCCUAUUGCCGCUGUUGAGGAAAAGAUCGACAAACAGUUAAAGAGGAAGCCCAAAGAAAUCGAAAGAGUAGCCAAAACCGAAGAAGAACAACCUACAGUGGUGGUGAGAAAGAAGAGAAUCGCCAGGACGAGACGAAGAGCCUUGAGCGAUGACCAACAGGGGAAGUUGAAGUGCCAACAUCAGGGAAAAUUUUCUAGCACAGAGCCUUUAAAGAGGGAUUCCGAAUGGUGUAGUACGACGACGGUGUCGUUGGAGCACGAUGUCAGCAAAGUCCUGCAAGACAACGUUCCAUCCACUAGUAGUUUGGGCGCCAUACCAAAGAAAACACGACUGGCUUCGAGGGAUCCUUCCAAUUCCAUAGCCAGGAAACUACCAAAGAGUGAAUCUGAAAAAUGUAGCGUUUGCCGGUGUAAACCAUCUAGGUUAGACAGGGAGAGAAACAAACCUAUGAAAGAGAACAAAGUGACCCAGACACAGAUGAGGCAUUCAGAGAGCUUAAGUCCAGUGGAGGGUUUGGAAUGUGUUGUAUAUUCACCACCUUUAUCACGAGCUAAACUGAAUUUACCAAAAAUGGCUUCUGGUGACACUAGCAAAGCAGAUUCGCAAUCUAAGAACGAAGACGGUUCGUCAAAUGGUUCCAACAACGAACUGAGCACAUUACUACCACCUGCGCCUUUGCUUUCUGCGUUUUUGAACUCAAGACCCGCCAACAUGAGUACUUCGAUGGGCUUGGAGAAUAUCCGGUCUAAUUCUAAUCGCAUGAGACUGAAAAGGAUCAACAGAAACAACAGGAGGAGAUCUAACCAGGCAUCAAAGAAAGAAAAUAUCCCUGGAUCUCUAGCAGCCGGAUACGGCAGAUAUACUGCUAGGCAUUUUACUUCAGACACUCCAGAAGGAUGCAAUCAUUGCUCUAUGGAUGAGUACGGAGAUUUUUAUGUGUUAACCUACGACGAUAAAGCCGCUGGAGUAUCCGCUAGUAGUGAAACUGUAGGUCCUAGUACUUCCCAAGCCGGCCUCACUGUCGAAAAGUCCUCUCUUCACCGACGCCGAAGCGACGCUGCUGGUGUGACGGCGUCGUCCAGCAGGCCGCGUCGUACUGUCAACGAUAUCUGGGAUAGUAAUAGUACCGAAUCGACUUGUAAUAGUUCCAUCUCUACCAUUCUGGAUGUCUCUUUGCAGAAGUCGAAUCAACCUCUCAACUCGCCCAUGGCUUCGGAGCCACACAAUCGGCUUAAACAACCGUUUGAACACGAUCGACUGUUAGUAGAGACUGAAUCAAAAUUCAAGAGUAUACAAUCAGACCCCGUAGACAAUAAUUAUAAACGGACAAAGAGUUAUUAUGUGUUCAAAGUGUGGCCAUGGACUUACGUGAAAGUCAGCAUGGACAGACUGAAGUUGCUAGCGCUCUUAGAUAGAAAUCUAACUCUCCACGAAACGAUUCUCUCCAUCAUACUCGGCAGUAUGGUGUGCAUCCUAGGUGCCGUUAUGCUACACAAAGAAUUCUACAGAGAUCUUACCUCGUUCAUUCUCUGUUUUGUCAUCGCCAGCUGCCAGUACUCCUUGAUAAAGAGCGUGCAGCCAGACGCUGCUUCGCCGACACACGGCUUCAACAGGGUUAUCGCGUAUUCUAGACCUUUGUACUUUUGUAUAUUUUCUUCCCUCGUACUUAUCUUCGACUAUCAUAUACUAGCCGAAACGAAGGAGAUGGGGUACAAUCUGAACUCACUUUCCCUAACAAACCAGCAAUUACUGCUAUUGUCCUGUGAUUUUUUAGUUAAUUUUAUCCUAGUGUUUCCGCUUCUUUUCUCUCUCGGCCUAUUUCCUCAGAUAAAUACGUUUCUGAUGUACAUCCUGGAACAGGUGGACAUGCACGUAUUUGGAGGCAACGCCAUGUCUAGCCUUUCCGCCUCUCUCUACUGCAUCUUCCGAUCAUGCUUGACUGUGAUAAUUUUGGGGGGCGUCGCCUACGGGGGCUUAAGUGAGAGUAAAGGGGCACAGCAUGUUUUGUUCUCGAUGUUUUGCGCUUCGCUGGUAGCCACCUGUUAUCAUCUAAGCAGAAGCACCAGUGAUCCUACGCAUAUUUGGAACAUGGUGAAGAACCAUCUGUGGUUGCCGGAUGUUUACAGGGAGCAGCAGGAGAGCGAGAGUAGCAGUACCGAAGAGAAGAAGCACCGAGAAGAACCGAAGGAGGCUAAGGCGGAUGCGAAGCUAGAAUCGAAGACUAAAGAGAAGACUGUGAAAUUUCCUAGUAAUAAGGAGCAGUAUAAUGUAGAGGAAGACGUCUCAGAUCCACUACCUGCUAAGUUACAGAAGAUCAACAACGCAAGGUUGAAGCAUGACGUCAUAGUAUGCAGUUUAAUAGCGAUAUUAGUGUUUGCCGUUCAUGCUAGCACUGUGUUUACUGUUCUCCAACCGGAACUAAGUCCGGUUUUAUGGUCCAUUGGCGCUACUUUGGGGUUUAUUCUACACUACACGGUUCCUCAGAUGCGCAAACACUUGCCUUGGCUGUGCAUCGCCAGACCGAUAUUCAGAGCCCAAGAACAUGAGCAGUAUCAGAUCAAAGGUCCGGCCAAAGUCAUGUGGUUCGAAAAAGUAUACGUUUACUUCUCCUUCCUGGAACGUAACAUCGUGUAUCCACUAUUGUUCCUCUCCGUUCUGACUGAAGACUCGCCUCGCAUUGUGAUGAAAUACGGAACGAUCCGAGGCUCAUUUAUAGUUGUGAUAUGCGGAAUCAAGUGCCUAAGGAAUAGUUACUCGAAUCAAAGCGCCCAGUACUUGAUCCUGGUGUUUUCGGCGUUGUUCUACAAAUACGACGUGAGGAAAAUUGACGAGACGUUCUUGGUCAUCUACUUUUUUAUGGUCACGGCUUAUAACAAGAUGUAUGAGUUUAUGUUGAAGAUCCAGUUUGUAGUGACAUAUAUAGCGCCAUGGCAAAUAACAUGGGGUUCGGCGUUUCACGCAUUUGCACAGCCUUUUUCGGUACCACACUCCGCCAUGCUGUUCCUCCAAGCCUUCAUGUCCUCUUGUCUCUCAAUGCCUCUCAAUCCCUUUCUCGGCAGCGCUAUUUUCAUCAUAUCUUACGUACGACCGGUUAAGUUCUGGGAAAGAGACUACAAUACUAGAAGAGUCGAUCACUCGAAUACACCCCUUUCAUCUCAUUUGGACAGGAACUUAGGAGCUGACGACAACAAUUUGAAUUCCUUGUUCUACGAACAUCUCACAAGGUCACUUCAGACGUCUUUAUGUGGCGAUUUGAAGAUGGGGCGGUGGGGAUUGGUUAACCAAGGAGACUGUUUCGUUCUGGCUUCCGAUUACUUGAAUUGUUUGGUGCAUGUGAUAGAGAUGGGGAACGAUGUGAUUACGUUCCAAAUGAGAGGAUUGGAGUUCAGAGGGACCUAUUGUCAACAGAGGGAAGUAGAAGCCAUCACUGAAGGAGUAGAAGAAAAUGAUGGUUGUUGCUGCUGUGACACUGGACAUUUACCAAACAUGCUCAGCAUAAACGCAGCAUUCAAUCAAAGAUGGCUGGCGUGGGAAGUCAUAGCGGCGAAAUAUAUUCUAGAAGGCUACAGCAUUUCUGAUAAUAGUGCUGUUUCUAUGCUGCAAGUAUUCGAAUUCAGGAAGGUGUUGGUGUCGUAUUAUGUGAAAAGUAUAAUAUUUUACCUCAUUCGGUCUCCCAAACUCGAGGAAUGGUUGUUUAAUCCAACAAUAUCUAAAGCUCUUUCGCCUAUGGAACAUAGAUCUUUUGUAGACCUGGAUCCGAUAUUCAAUUACAACAUUGACGAGGACUACGACAUGCAGAACAGCGGCAUCACCAAGAACAGCUUCAUGCAGAUCCAUGGUGAUUGGAUCAAGUUCUGCGUGGAAAGAUCCGGGAAAAAUGUUGAGAGUGGCAUCAGUUCGCCGUUGACUCUUUUGUGUUUCGCGUUAAGUUUACUGGGAAGAAGAACACUGGGUGCAGUCUCUCACAACACGGUCUCGGGGGUAGAGUUUUUUCUCUACGGAUUGCACGCCCUUUUUAAGGGGGAUUUUCGAAUAUCGUGUGCUAGAGAUGAAUGGGUCUUCAGCGACAUGGAUCUCUUGAAAACUGUUGUAGCUCCCGGCGUUAGAAUGUCCCUCAAGCUCCACCAGGACCAUUUCAUGGCAGCCGACGAGUACGAAGAACUGUCUACAUUGUACGAAGCCAUCUGUAAGCAUGAAGAGGAAUUAGUGAUAUCACACGAGGGAGAUCCUGCGUGGAGGAGAGGAGUAUUAAGUGGGGCACCUAGUCUUUUAGCUUUAAGGCAUGUGUUAGAUGAAGGCAACGAUGAAUAUAAAAUUAUUAUGUUAAACAAGAGGUAUCUCAGCUUCCGGGUCAUUAAAGUGAACAAAGAAUGUGUGAGAGGUCUUUGGGCUGGCCAACAACAGGAGUUAGUAUAUUUUAGGAAUCGCAACCCGGAGCGGGGCAGCAUUCAGAACGCCAAGCAGGCGCUCAGGAACAUCAUUAACUCUUCUUGCGAUCAACCCAUUGGAUACCCCAUUUACGUUUCACCCUUAACUACGAGCUAUGCCGAAACCAACGAACAAUAUGCCAAUCUCGUAGGUGGGUCAGUCAGUUUGAAGAAGAUUAAAAAUUAUUUUUUUAACACAUUCAGAAGGAUAAGAAAACGUUGUGGUGAGGGCUGUUCCAGCGGCUCGGCCAACAGAGAAGAAGCUGGCACAGCCCAUGAAGGAAUGUAUGCCAUGACUCCGGUUUCGACUCUAGCCCAUACCGGAAGUCAGUCUACCGAUGGAUCACAUUUAGGUGGCAGCAUUGGAAGAGGGUCUAGCUUGAGCAGGACAUCUUUAGGUGGCAAUAGAGGUAGUCUAGUAUCUGUUGGAAAACCAACAAGUUCAACUCUAGUCAGUUUGGCGGGUUUGUUCAAGGAGCGGGAUGAAAGAGCUGUGUCUCAAGCUCCAGAUGUUCAGAUCCGUGGAGAGGAUAAGACCUUAGACACAAAUCCCAUUGCUGAACGGGAAUGUGCAUCUAGAGUAAGGAUUAUAGAACCAGGUGCUGUAUUUGACUCUGUAAACCAAAUAGGCAAAGUAGAUCUCCUAUGGCCGAACGAGUUCUUCAGAAUGAGGGGAGGCCGUACCUACUGGAAAGACUGGAUACCUGAAGAAGGAAUGGAAGGAACGGUGGUCCACAAAUGGAUUCCCAGCCACAAGGAAGCAGCGAAGAGGUCUCACAUCGACAAAACAAUCCUGCUGGUCAAUAUCGACGAUAAAUAUGUACCGAUAGCUAAAAGCGGAGUUCAAGAUCUCGGGGCCGAAGUAUAG